AUGAACCCCAACUCACAGAUGGUUGGCGAAAAUGACGCCAAGAAGCAUUGGAAGGGCAUCAAGGCUUUGAUUGCAGGAUGCAAGAAGCACAAUGUCAAGCUGAAUUUGAAUAAUUGCUGUUUUGAUUUCUUCGACCGGCCGGUUCUGGCCUUGGCAAGGUUGAUGGGUGAGGAAAGAUCUGCUAUCAGCGAGGAUAGAAUGAAAUCUAUCCUGCGCUUGCCCCCACCCAUGGACAAGGACAUAUUGGCUUCCUGGUAA
Molecule: messenger RNA, 258 nt
Organism: Sphaeroforma arctica JP610
Lineage: Eukaryota; Ichthyosporea; Ichthyophonida
Exons: 2
Coding region: 1-258 (85 amino acids)
Source: RefSeq, a predicted model, not a curated record